Molecule: messenger RNA, 1131 nt
Organism: Ceratitis capitata (Mediterranean fruit fly)
Lineage: Eukaryota; Metazoa; Arthropoda; Insecta; Diptera; Tephritidae
Gene: STUB1
Product: E3 ubiquitin-protein ligase CHIP
Exons: 7
Coding region: 132-998 (288 amino acids)
Biological process (GO): positive regulation of proteolysis; proteasome-mediated ubiquitin-dependent protein catabolic process; protein quality control for misfolded or incompletely synthesized proteins
Cellular component (GO): Z disc; cytoplasm
Molecular function (GO): protein-folding chaperone binding; ubiquitin protein ligase activity
Source: RefSeq, a predicted model, not a curated record
UUGAGACCUAAGUGGUCAAUAACUAAGUGUUGAAAGCAUUAAAAGGGGUCCUAUGGAUUCUUUAAAUAAUAACAAAAGUGUUAUUUGAAGUGAAAUUACCCAUAGAAAAGGCAAGGUUAAAAAAAGAAAACAUGAGUAAACUUGCGUAUACAACAGCCAAUCUUACUGAUGUCCAGUUAAAAGAACAGGGAAAUCAAUUGUUUGUGUUAAGGAAAUUCGAUGACGCUGUGAGCUGCUAUACUAAAGCAAUUGUAAAAAAUCCUAGUAAUGCGACAUAUUUCACUAAUCGAGCAUUAUGUUACCUGAAACUUAAGAGAUGGGAACUAUCUUGUGAGGAUUGCCGUCGUGCUUUAGAUCUUGAUUCAAAUCUACUCAAGGCCCAUUUUUUCUUAGGGCAAUGUCUAAUAGAAAUGGAAAUGUUCGAUGAGUCGAUAAAGCAUUUACAAAGAGCUUUCGAUUUAUCGAAGGAUCAGAAACAGAAUUUUGGAGAUGAUAUUACAUCUCAGCUACGUCUCGCCCGAAAAAAGCGGUUUAGUUUGUUGGAAGAAAAGAGAAUAUGCCAAGAGAUCGAACUGCAAACAUAUAUAAAUAGACUUAUCAAAGAAGAUAUGGAGAGAAAUUUGUCCAGAUUAAAGAUAGACGAUAACUUUAAUGAUCACGAAAUAAAAGAAAAGCAGCAGGAAAUUGAACAACAAUGUGAUGAUCACAUUAAGGAGCUAAACAAUAUCUUUGCAAAAGUGGAUGAUAGAAGACGGAAACGUGACGUCCCAGAUUAUUUGUGUGGUAAAAUUAGUUUUGAAAUUCUGACCGAUCCUGUGAUAACUCCAUCUGGCAUUACGUACGAACGGAAAGAUAUUGAGGAGCAUCUACAGCGCGUAGGUCACUUUGAUCCAGUGACUAGAGUGAAGCUGACGCAAGACCAACUCAUACCAAAUUUUUCGAUGAAAGAAGUAGUCGAUUCAUUUAUUGCAGAAAAUGAAUGGGCUUUAGACUACUAGAUAUGAUUUACUAUUUUCCUUAGCAGAAAAUGGAAGGGCUUUAGACUACUAGAAAUGAUUUACUAUAUUAUUUUCCUUAGUAAGAGUAUUAUUAUUAUCAAACUAUAAAAGCUUGAAACUUUAUUUUAAGUAA